UGCGUGAUGACGUUGUUGAAAAAAAAUAGAACGUGUGUAAACGGAAAUGGUGAAUUGUUGUGGACAGUACACGUUGUGGGGCGAGAGAGGAGAGAAAUGGGACAAAAUCAGACUCCGUCCUAAUGUUUUGCUCAGCGCUGCCGUGUGAGGUAGAAGAAGCCUGAAGAGAAUCGACGCUAACGCAGACCUGCUGGCUGGGAGCUAGCAACCAGCAGAGGAAGCAGCCAUGGCUGAGGCCGGAGCCCAUCUCACAUCCACGGCUGUCAGUGAGCAGCCGUCAGUGUUUGAAGUCCUGGCACAGGAGUCUUUGAUGGAGGCGGUCAGACCGGCACUGAAGCAUGCAGUCAAGGUUCUGGCAGAGUCCAACCCAUCCCGCUUUGGCUUCCUGUGGCGAAGCUUUGAUGAGCUGUACCUGCUGCUGGACCUCCUCCUUCAGAACCACUUCCUGUCUAACUGCAGUGCCUCCUUCUCUGAGAACUUCUACGGACUGAAAAGAGUUUCAGGCAGGCAGAGACUUCCUGUGCGCCUCGGGAUGACCAGGGCAUCCCGCUGGUGGUCUCUUCUUCUUCUGUGCCUGCUGCCAUACCUGCAGGCCAAGCUGGAGGCCAAGUUGGCACGGCAAAGGGAUGAGGAGGAUUUCUCCAUCCGGCUGGCGCAGACGAGGAGCCAGAGGCUGUACCGGGCGGCCGUAGCAGCAUACCCGUACGUCAGCUCAGCCUGGCAGACCUGGAUCUUCUGUCAGCAGCUGCUGUUUGUCUUUGGAGUCUCCAGGACCCACAGUCCUCUCCUGUGGCUGGCCGGGGUCAGACUGGAACGACUUAAUGCUCAAGAUAUCAGAGAUAUGGAGCGGAAUGCCAGGACUCCCGGGAGACCAGCUGGUGGAAGCCUGAUGCAGAGAGCGUGGUGGAUGAUGUCACAAGCAGCGAGGGGCAUGGCUGUGUCUGUCUCCUCUUCCCUCUCUAUGGGGGUUUUCUUCCUGCAGUUCCUGGAGUGGUGGUACUCGUCUGAGAACCUCAGCACAGUGAAAGCUCUCACCUCCCUGCCUGCUCCUCCGCCCCCGCUCCACCUGCAGCAGGAUCAGACCGGGCUGGGCUCAGAAAGCAGGAACUGUUGUCUGUGCAGGAAGCCCCACACCAAUGCCACCGUGCUGUCCACCUCGGGCUUUGUGUUCUGUUACCGCUGCAUUUACACAUACGUGAAAAGUAACCACCGCUGCCCGGUCACCGGAUAUCCCACCGAACUGCAACACCUCAUCAAGAUCUACUCACCAGAGAGCUAAAGCAGUCAAAGCAGACAAGUUCAACUGUGAGUGUGUGAGAGAGAGAUGAUAAACAGACACAAUAUGAAAAAUAUAUUUGAGGGAUAUUCACAGCUGUUUUCAUUUUUCUAUACAAUAAACUGUAAUAAUGUCCUUAAAGUUUCCGAAAAAACUAAUACAGUAAUUAAUUUUUUUUACUAAUUUUCAGCUCUUAUCAAAGUGAAAAUUGAACGAUUCAAUAAUAAAGCCUAAAAAAAAAAAUCUAA
Molecule: messenger RNA, 1524 nt
Organism: Oreochromis aureus
Lineage: Eukaryota; Metazoa; Chordata; Actinopteri; Cichliformes; Cichlidae
Gene: pex12
Product: peroxisomal biogenesis factor 12
Exons: 4
Coding region: 227-1279 (350 amino acids)
Biological process (GO): protein monoubiquitination; protein import into peroxisome matrix
Cellular component (GO): peroxisomal importomer complex; peroxisomal membrane
Molecular function (GO): protein binding; zinc ion binding; ubiquitin-protein transferase activity
Source: RefSeq, a predicted model, not a curated record